UCUGAAAUAACUUGAAAGAAAAUAAGAAAUCCAAAGAGAUAAGAAUCCCCUAUUUAAAACCCGUCUUGGGACUGGGGACUGGUGGUGAAGUUGACCUUUAACUUCUUCCUAUUUCUUUAGUCAUCUUUUCUUGAUUCAUUUCGGUCAUCCCCCAAACUCAAAAGCAUGGAACGACUUCGUCAACUCAUCAUCUUCUUUUUUCUCUUCUUGACCGUUCUUGAACAUGCUUCUUCUGCUCGGAUCUUGAGUAUCGCCGCCAAGCCCGACAGGCAUGAUAUUGCUGCAAGUGCUCGUUGGCUUGUCUCUCAGAACAUUUGGGGUGUACUCAGCACAUUGUCCAUUGAGCAUAAUGGAGCACCUUUCGGGAAUGUUGUAUCAUAUAGUGAUGGUUUGCCGGGAAAAGGCAACGGUAUACCAUACUUUUACUUGACAAUUCUUGAUCCAACCACAAGAAACGCAUUAAAAGACUCGAGGGCUUCAUUCGCAGUCAGUGAAUCUCCCAUUGGAACUUGCAAGAGAGAUCCAAUGGACCCUACUUGCUCUAAGCUAACCCUCACUGGAAAGUUGUUGCAACUGGGUGAAGGAUCUGAUGAAGAAAAAGUAGCCAAAAAGGCUCUAUUCACUAAGCAUCCAGAGAUGAUGGAUUGGCCUAAGGGACAUGAGUUCAGUGUCUUCAAACUGGAGAUCAUCAAUAUAUUUCUGAUAAACUGGUAUGGUGGAGCUAAAUCCGUCACUGUAGAUGAAUACCUUCGUUACAAGGAGACCAAAGUCGCUUCUUUUUUAUGAAAAUCUCGCCUGGGAGUUGAGCAAAUGGUGAAGAAGAAACAUCAUGAACCUUGUAUAUUGAUAACACAAUAAAAAAUGUGUUCAAACUCUUCUGUAAAUUGAAUAUUGUUUAUAGCCUUUCAAUUACUUUUAUGUGGACAUGAUGAAUAUAAAAGUAUUCAUAAAUUACCACAAAACCAAUUUCAAGAAGGUACAGUAGAUACAAAUAUAUUGCUAUGAAUAAAAUUUACAAGUGUGCAGAGUUUGAUUGUUAAAUGUCUCUUG
This is a messenger RNA of Eruca vesicaria subsp. sativa (arugula), 1050 nucleotides long. The record is from the annotation of a GenBank genome assembly. Lineage: Eukaryota; Viridiplantae; Streptophyta; Magnoliopsida; Brassicales; Brassicaceae.